GGCAGUGUGCGUGAGGCCCCGGAGCCAGCCAGGAGGUUGGAGCCAGUGAGAUGUCCAGUUCUGUGCCUUGACAGUCUCCUUUGGGUCUGUUCAAGUGCUCCUAACAUACAAAGAGGGCAUGGAGAAGCUAAGCAGCAUGGUCUGAGGUGGUGAACAUGGACUUUUCUCGGCUACAUACAUACACUCCACCCCAGUGUGUGCCGGAGAACACUGGCUACACCUACGCACUCAGUUCUAGUUAUUCUUCGGAUGCUCUGGAUUUUGAGACUGAGCACAGGUUGGAACCUGUAUUUGACUCUCCAAGGAUGUCCCGCCGAAGCUUGCGCCUUGUCACAACAACAGCAACGUAUAGCAGUGGGGACAGCCAGGCUGUUGAUACCCAUAUCUGCACCAGCAGGGCCACCCCCUCCAAGGAGAAAGAAACCAGGACAGUCAGACAGCGCAGAAGUACAAGCAAGCCAGCUUUUAGUAUCAACCACCUAUCAGGGAAGGGAGUGUCCUCCAGCGCCAGUCAUGACAGCUCUUGCAGCCUGAGGAGUGCCACGGCUCUGCGGCAUCCUGUGCUAGAUGAGUCUCUGAUCCGUGAGCAGACCAAAGUGGACCACUUCUGGGGUCUUGACGAUGAUGGCGACCUUAAAGGUGGAAAUAAAGCUACCACUCAGGGAAAUGGUGAACUGGCAGCAGAGGUGUCAGCCAGCAAUGGAUACACCUGUCGUGACUGCAGGAUGCUCUCAGCGCGCACUGAUGCACUCACAGCCCCCCCUGCUAUCCAUGGGACCACCUCGAGGGUUUACUCCAGAGAUAGGACUCUAAAGCACCGCGGUGCAUCCUUUUACCUGGAUAGGACUCUGUGGCUGGCCAAGUACACCUCCUCGUCCUUUGCAUCAUUCCUAGUUCAACUUUUUCAAGUGGUUUUAAUGAAGCUCAGUUUUGAAUCAGAAACUUACAAAUUGAAAAGCUAUGAAUCCAGAGCUUAUGAAUCACAAAGCUAUGAGACAAAGAGCCAUGGGUCAGAAGCCCAUCUCGGUCACUGUGGGAGGAUGACUGCCGGAGAACUUUCCAGAGUGGACGGGGAGUCCCUGUGUGAUGACUGUAAGGGGAAGAAGCACCUUGAGACACACACAGCCACCCACUCGCAACUGCUCCAGCUACACAGGGUGGCAGGGGCCAUGGGGCGCCUCUGCACCUACACAGGUGACCUCUUGGUUCAAGCACUACACAGGACCAGAGCUGCUGGGUGGUCUGUGGCCAAGGCCAUGUGGUCGGUGCUCUGGCUGGCUGUCACUGCUCCAGGGAAGGCAGCCUCUGGAGCCUUCUGGUGGCUAGGGAGUGGAUGGUACCAAUUUGUUACUUUGAUUUCUUGGCUGAAUGUGUUUCUUCUUACCAGGUGCCUUCGAAAUAUUUGCAAGGUUUUUGUCUUGCUCCUCCCACUCCUACUUUUACUAGGUGCUGGUCUCUCCCUAUGGGGCCAGAGCAACUUCCUCUCACUUCUACCAGUGCUGAACUGGACGACUGUGCAGCCAGCACAGAGGGUGUACAAUUCCGAGGACAUGCACAGACCUGGCCCUGUUCCCCCCAGCCCACCUCUGAAGGUUGAUUAUGAGGCUUCCCAGUGGCCUCAGGAGAAUGAUGUGGGACAGAAGGUAGCCUCUUUGAGUGCGCAGUGUCACAACCAUGAUGAGAGACUUGCAGAGCUGACGGUCCUGCUUCAGAAACUCCAGAUGCGGGUGGACCAAGUGGAUGAUGGCAGGGAAGGGCUGUCACUGUGGGUCAAGGAUGUGGUUGGACAGCAUCUGCAGGAGAUGGGAACCACAGACCCACUUGGUGCUAAGACUGACUUCAUGACUUUCCACCAUGACCAUCAAGUGCGUCUCUCCAACUUGGAAGAUGUUCUUAGAAAAUUGACAGAAAAAUCUGAGGCUAUCCAGAAGGAGCUGGAAGAAAGCAAGCUGAGAGCAGGCAGCAGGACUGAAGAGCAGCCCCUCCUAGACCGUGUGCAACACCUAGAACUGGAGCUGAACCUGCUGAAGUCUCAGCUGUCAGACUGGCAGCAUCUGAGGACCAGCUGUGAGCAGGCAGAUGCCCGUAUCCAGGAGACUGUGAGACUCAUGUUCUCUGAGGAUCAGCACAAUGGCUCCCUCGAGUGGCUAUUGCAAAAGCUUUCUUCUCGGUUCGUGAGCAAGGAUGAGCUGCAGGUGCUUUUGCGUGACCUUGAGCUGAAAGUGCUGCAGAAUAUCACACACCACAUCACAGUGACAGGACAGGUCCCAACAUCUGAGACUAUUGUGUCUGCCAUGAGCGAGGCAGGGGUUUCAGGAAUUACGGAAGCGCAAGCACACAUCAUUGUGAACAAUGCUUUGAAACUGUAUUCCCAAGACAAGACUGGGAUGGUGGACUUUGCUCUGGAGUCUGGAGGUGGCAGCAUCCUGAGUACUCGGUGCUCUGAGACCUAUGAGACCAAGACGGCACUGCUGAGCCUGUUUGGGAUCCCACUGUGGUACUUCUCACAGUCACCUCGUGUGGUGAUCCAGCCCGACAUCUACCCAGGGAAUUGCUGGGCAUUCAAAGGCUCCCAGGGGUACCUGGUGGUGCGGUUGUCCAUGAGGAUCUACCCAACCACAUUCACCAUGGAGCACAUUCCAAAGACGCUGUCGCCCACUGGUAACAUCUCCAGUGCCCCCAGAGACUUCGCAGUCUAUGGACUGGAAACGGAGUAUCAGGAAGAGGGGCAGCCUCUGGGACAGUUCACCUAUGAUCAGGAAGGGGACUCACUCCAGAUGUUCCACACACUGGAAAGACCUGACCAAGCCUUCCAGAUAGUAGAGCUUCGGGUCCUGUCCAACUGGGGCCACCCUGAGUAUACCUGCCUCUACCGCUUCCGAGUGCAUGGAGAGCCUGCCCAGUAGAGGACUCCAGCCUUGUACAUGUCUGUAUAUACCAAGACGCCAUAACACUGGAACCCUUUGGGGAAGAGAGCACGUGAGCAUAGGAACCUGCCACCCUUCAAUAAAUGUGCAAUGGCCAUGAGGACAUGUUGAGUCCUCUGAGCCUGGCCGGCUCUGUGGAUUCAUCUGAAUGUAUGAUUCUUAGAUACUUCCUUUGGUUUGGGGAUUUGCUUCAAUGCAUAAAGUCAAGAAGCAGAAAACCUGGCAGGUUCCAGGCUCCUGACACAUAGAGUCCAAAAGCUCUGCUCUGGCUGUCCUGGAUGUCAGGAAGGCAAAUUCCAUCUGAUAAACCUACACAUUUCUUUCAGGGAAAAUUUGCUCCAUCUUCUAAGUUCCCCAGUGGGGAGAAGCUGGGUAUGUCCUGGGCUGUCUGCUCUUAGCUCGGACUCCUACCAUUCCCUAGAAGAGUCGAUCAGGCUUUGCCGAGAGCAUGACCCAAAAGGGCACUGGGGAACACACACUUAAAAAUGGCAAUCUUGGGUCUCGGCUGGGCCAUUCCUGAUGGGAUUCACUCACAGUAUGGAUAGGAACCUCUUGAGCUGUGUCAGGCUCUGCUGAAGGGGGGAACACUAAGGUGCCACCCUAUCAGGUGGUGCUGAAGACUGUCACUUUUGGUCUUUCCCAUAGCAGCACUUUCUGCUGCUCUUGGAUUUGCCUCUGCACCAUUAUUGGCCCUUCUCUCCUGACUCAAGUUUGGUUUUAAUUAAUAUUUAAUAUUUAGACUAUUUUGUGAGCAGACUUUAUAACUGAUACAUCAUCUGGACACUUGAAAUGUUCAGAUGUUUUACAUAAAGAAUUGUUAAGUUUCUUUGGUUAGACAGUCUUGGCAGAACACAAGCUUACCCGUUGGGGCUCGGAGUUGGGAUUUAGUACAUGUUGCAGGCAGUACUUGAUUCAGUGGCCCGAAGCAGCACAUCCCACUCCUUAGGGUUAGAGCCACUGCCUGUGUGACCAGGUUGGGUGAUGUGCACACAUUUUUGCGUACUGCAGGUUAUACACAGGAGCAGAAUUUCCUAUAUUAAACUAAAUUUGGGACUUGGGGGUGGAGAUAUUUUGAAUAUUUAUUUUUAAAGAUGCAAGAUAGGACUUUGUGCAAUGUAUUUUUGUAAAUGCUUUUCAGAACAUUUGUCUUUGGUAGUAAUUCUACUACCACCAAAUUAAGAUGCUAUUGAGAUGUUUAAAUAAAAGAGUUAUAAUUUUUAAAAGUGCAUGUGCUAUUUCAAGUGAUAAUAAAAGUGUGUAUUUCUUUUCUCA
Messenger RNA from Mesocricetus auratus (golden hamster), 4199 nucleotides. It is a transcript of the gene Sun1, whose product is annotated as Sad1 and UNC84 domain containing 1. The transcript is spliced from 23 exons. Gene Ontology annotation, cellular component: meiotic nuclear membrane microtubule tethering complex; nuclear envelope. NCBI's taxonomy places the organism in Eukaryota, Metazoa, Chordata, Mammalia, Rodentia, Cricetidae. The record is from RefSeq and is a predicted model, not a curated record. Bases 156 to 2906 code for a protein of 916 amino acids. Gene Ontology annotation, molecular function: protein-membrane adaptor activity. Gene Ontology annotation, biological process: nuclear envelope organization.